Messenger RNA from Drosophila hydei, 515 nucleotides. Its product is annotated as putative 60S ribosomal protein L33. The coding region runs from base 159 to 347 and encodes 62 amino acids. The transcript is spliced from 2 exons. NCBI's taxonomy places the organism in Eukaryota, Metazoa, Arthropoda, Insecta, Diptera, Drosophilidae. The record is from RefSeq and is a predicted model, not a curated record.
UGUAAGUGUACAAAUUCAACGGAAAUCUAACGAGUAAAUUGCUUGAAUUUUGAUUCAAAUCCCGUUCGACAAGUAUAAAUAUAUAGAGAUUUAUCUAUAUAUAUAUCUGGCCUAGGUGUAGCCCCUCUUCUAGUUACAAGCUCAUUUAUUUUCGCACGAUGUCCGACUACUUCAAGUUCAACAGGCUCUUUGAUAGCCAGACUGUGCGUGGACGCGCCAAUGUUGCCAAGGCCACCUGGGCAUCGGUGGGUCUCAUCUAUGUGCUGGUCAAGAUGCGUCGUCGCAAUGCCAAGCGCCGUGAGGCCUUCCAAUAUUGCAAAGGCUGCCAGCAGAAGAUGCUGCUGUAGCAGCGAAUCAGCGCUAUAUCCAUAUGAACAACAUCCCAUCCCAUCCCAUCCCAUCCCAUCCCAUUCCAUUCCAUUUUCCAUUCGUGUUCCGGGCUGCAUGCAGCUCGGACGUUAAGCGUUACCUAAAUCUCUUGUGUUCUGUUGUCGAGUUUUAAUAAAAACCAAUUC